Molecule: messenger RNA, 1393 nt
Organism: Pteronotus mesoamericanus
Lineage: Eukaryota; Metazoa; Chordata; Mammalia; Chiroptera; Mormoopidae
Gene: COMMD7
Product: COMM domain containing 7
Exons: 9
Coding region: 102-704 (200 amino acids)
Biological process (GO): tumor necrosis factor-mediated signaling pathway; negative regulation of DNA-templated transcription
Molecular function (GO): NF-kappaB binding
Source: RefSeq, a predicted model, not a curated record
GGCUGCGGAAGCGCGGCGAGACGGGCAGCGGCCGAGGAGGAAGCUGAGGGAGACGGCAGGAGCUGCAGGGCCCGCGGGGUCGGCCAGGCGGGGAGGACGCCAUGGGCCGCCUGCACUGCACGCAAGACCCCGUGCCGGAGGCUGUGGGCGGCGACAUGCAGCAGCUGAACCAGUUGGACGUGCAGCAGUUCUCAGCCCUGACGGAAGUGCUUUUUCACUUCCUAACUGAGCCAAAAGAGGUAGAAAGGUUUAUGGCUCAGCUCUCUGAAUUUGCCACGGCCAAUCAGAUCAGUCUUGGCCCCCUCAGAAGCAUUGUGAAAAGCCUCCUCCUGGUUCCAAAUGGUGCCUUGAAGAAGAGUCUCACAGCCGAGCAGGUCCGGGCUGAUUUCAUAACUUUGGGUCUUAGUGAAGAGAAAGCCACUUACUUUUCUGAAAAGUGGAAGCAGAAUGCCCCCACCCUUGCUCGAUGGGCCAUAGGCCAGACUCUGAUGAUUAACCAGCUUGUAGAUAUGGAGUGGAAAUUUGGAGUGACUUCUGGGAGCAGCGAACUAGAAAAAGUGGGAAGUAUUUUUUUACAAUUAAAGUUGGUGGUUAAAAGAGGAAAUCAAACUGAAAACUUAUAUAUAGAAUUAACCUUGCCUCAGUUCUACAGCUUCCUGCACGAGAUGGAGCGAGUCAGAACCAGCAUGGAGUGUUUCAGCUGAUUUCUGUUCCCCUGCAUCUCCACCUUGCCCUGUCCGGUGCUGCCUUCUCUCCUGUGGGUGACUGCUCUGAGAAGCACCUCACUCACAGGCCUGUGGGACACUGAUUGGGCCCUGCUUGCUUCUUGGGAGCCCAGGUGCAAAGGUUUCUGAAAAACAACAGGAUUAAGUACUUAAGGAGCACUACACAAUUACCCUGUAAACUCUUUGUUAAGGGAACCUCCACCACCUAUCUCCCAGGACACUUGUUAGACAUUCAAAAAGGCUCCUGCAUCUCAGAUUCAGGGAGGAAACAAGUGAGUCACCUCCCCACCAAAGUUCCAGGGUAAACAAAUGGUGCUAUCACUAAAGAUACACACUUAUCUCCCUCAUCCUCCAAAAGCCAGGACUUGUUUAUGACUGAGGAAGAGGCUGACUCUUAUGAAUGGCAUGUGGGGAGCAUCCAACAAGAUUUGUACACUUUAUAGUUGUGGUGGUGGUGCAUUGCUAAUCAGUUUUUAAUGGGGCAUCAAUUUAUAAAAACAUGUUUGGUCUACUCUGAAAAGAACUGAGGCUGAACUGUCUUCAUUCCGGGUUUUGCCAUAUUGUGUUACAAUGCAGCAGGCCUUUGGGGAGCCCGUUAUAGCUUGUUUGGGUUCAAGCUGACCACCUCUGUUGUUUAGAUGAUUAAUAAAAAUGGAUACAAAGAAAAA